Condylura cristata (star-nosed mole) is the source of this 1594-nucleotide messenger RNA. RefSeq names its product thymocyte expressed, positive selection associated 1 (gene TESPA1). Lineage: Eukaryota; Metazoa; Chordata; Mammalia; Eulipotyphla; Talpidae. The record is from RefSeq and is a predicted model, not a curated record. Gene Ontology annotation, molecular function: signaling receptor binding.
AUGGAGGGCGCAGCGGAUUCCUGGGAGCAGCGGCGCGCCAGGCUGAGGCAGAGCCACCGCUGGCAAACGCAGGUCCCCGAGGACGAGGCGGCCGCGGCCGGGCUGGAUGACCCCGGGCCCGGGCCUUCUCGCCUGGAUGACGUUUUCCACGGCGGGAAUCCACUCAAUAAGAUUGAAGACUGGCUGCAGGACUGUGGAAACUCUGAAGAAGGGUUUUUUGAGGACGCAGGACAGUCGCUCUACAGUGGGUGCCCCAGCCACGGGACCAGCUUUGAAGAUGACUUGACGCUUGGAGCAGAGGCCACCCUGCUGGCCGCCAAUGGCAAACUCUUCUCCAGGGCCUUCCUGGACACAGCCCGGCCUUGCCCACUGCUGGACCUGGGCUGCAGCUUAGCGUCCAGCGGCAUGACUGGUGGGACCCACGAGACUAGUUCCAGCAUCUCAGAGAUUCUGGACAAAGUGCAAGAAGAUGCAGAAGAUGUCCUCUUCCGCCUGGGCUUUGGUCAGCAGGACCAUCAGGACACUUCUCGAAUUCCUGCCCGGUUUUUUACCGCCCCGUCCCGGGCCAAAGGCAUUGAUUUUCAGCGCUUCCUGAAGGCCCAGAUGCAGAGGCUCGAGAUGGAGGACCCCUGUCUCAUGCUGGCCAGUCGGUUUAAACAGGUGCAAACACUGGCUGUCACUGCUGAUGCCUUCUUCUGUCUCUACUCCUACGUGUCUAAGAUACCUUUUCAAAAGUUCACACCAUCUCCCAUGUUCUGGAGGUGCAACCUAACUGAGGUACCACCCGUAAGGAUCCUGGCCCCUGAACCUCACUCCCCCAGAGGCCGCCUCUAGAAAGCCCUCUCCAAGAUGUGCCUGUAUACCUGCCCCUGAGAGCGGUUCUCACCACCCCAUGGGGACCGUUUGGACCAGGCGGUGUGGGAAGUGAUGAACAGAGUGAGAGGGGAGAAAAUGGUCCUUCAGAAAGGCCCUGGAGUCGGACCCAGGCCCCAGGAAGUUCCUGUGGCUCCCAUGAUGGGGACAAAGCUUUCCACUUCUUCCAACCCAUGUGUCCUCUGCCCGAAGGUGGGGAACCUGCAGGGGACAUCCACGGAGCGAGCGCCACCUCAAAUUCUGGAUUCUGAUCCUGAGGUCCCCUGUUGCACACAGUUUCUGCCCAGAGCAGACGGGCAGUGGAACCCAGACUCUGCAUGGGCGCAGAGAGACCUGUGGGGUUCCCAGGUCACUGGUGAGGAAGACCAACUCAUCAAGGACGAAACAUGCUGGCGAGGGAGGAGCAGAGCCAGAAAGCGCCUGUUUCAGAGGACGCCCAUGGAUGACAAGAGGGAGUUGCUGCACCUGUCUGUCAUCAAACAGAAAUGGAAGCAGAGCCCAGAGAGACAAGAUCAGCCCCAACCUCUGACCCAGCAGCUGCAGGACACUUGUGACUUGGAGGCGCCACGGCACCAGCUCUGAGAGCAACGGAUUCACAGAAGAGCUUCAUUCCCGCUCCUGCCUGCAGGAGGUUGCACCGAACCCUAAAUCCAGCUCUUGGCCUCUGGACUGAGUAGCAGGAGGAAGCCCGUCGCGCUAGAAAGACGCCAGACCAGGGACU